This is a messenger RNA of Budorcas taxicolor (takin), 3252 nucleotides long. RefSeq names its product endoplasmic reticulum aminopeptidase 2 (gene ERAP2). The transcript has 18 exons. The record is from RefSeq and is a predicted model, not a curated record. Gene Ontology annotation, cellular component: cytoplasm. NCBI's taxonomy places the organism in Eukaryota, Metazoa, Chordata, Mammalia, Artiodactyla, Bovidae. Gene Ontology annotation, biological process: peptide catabolic process; proteolysis. Gene Ontology annotation, molecular function: peptide binding; metalloaminopeptidase activity; zinc ion binding. The coding region runs from base 13 to 2877 and encodes 954 amino acids.
UAUUCCUCUGUCAUGGCUAAUUCACGCAGAAAAUUAAUAUUUAAUAUUUACAUCGUGUUUUACUGCUCAGCAGUCAUCAUGCCCCAAAUAUGUGUUUGUUCUCAGUUCACAAGUUCACCUAUUGAUCAGUUCAAUAAGGACCCCGAGGCUUUUCCAAUAGCCACCAAUGGGGAAAUAUUUCCUUGGCAUGAGCUAAGGCUCCCCACCGUGGUCAUUCCCCUCCACUAUGACCUUCUCAUUCACCCAAAUCUCACCUCCCUGGACUUCGUUGCAUCUGAGAAGAUCGAAGUCUUGGUUCGAGAUGCUACCCAGUUCAUCGUCUUGCACAGCCAAGAUCUUGAAAUCUUAAAUGCCUCUCUUCAGUCAGAGGAGGAUGUGAGAUACAGGAAACCAGGGGAAAGCCUAACUGUUUUGAGUUAUCCUGCUCAUCAGCAAAUUGCCCUGCUGGUUCCAGAGAAACUUAGGGCUGACCUGAGAUACUCCGUGGCUAUUAACUUCCAGGCCAAGCUAGCUGAUGGUUUUGAAGGCUUUUAUAAAAGCACGUACAGAACUCUUGGUGGUGAGACAAGAAUGAUUGCAGUAACGGAUUUUGAGCCAACCGAGGCACGAAUGGCUUUCCCUUGCUUUGAUGAACCAUUGUUCAAAGCCAACUUUUCAAUCAAGAUAAGAAGAGAGAGCAGACAUAUUGCCCUCUCCAACAUGCCAAAGGUUAAGACGAUUGAACUUGAAGGAGGCCUCUUGGAAGAUCAUUUUGAAACUACUGUAAAAAUGAGUACCUACCUUGUAGCGUACAUAGUUUGUGAUUUCACCUCUGUGAGUGGUACAGCCUCAUCAGGGGUCAAGGUGUCCAUCUAUGCAUCUCCAGACAAAUGGAGUCAAACACAUUAUGCAUUGGAAGCAUCACUGAAGCUGCUGGACUUUUAUGAAAAUUACUUUGAUAUCCACUAUCCACUCCCCAAACUGGAUCUCGUUGCCAUUCCUGACUUUGCAAGUGGAGCCAUGGAAAACUGGGGCCUCAUCACAUACAGAGAGACAUCGCUGCUCUUUGACCCCAAGACCUCCUCUACUUCCGAUAAGCUGUGGGUCACCAAGGUCAUAGCCCAUGAACUAGCACACCAGUGGUUUGGUAACCUGGUUACAAUGGAAUGGUGGAAUGAUAUUUGGCUCAAUGAAGGUUUUGCAACGUACAUGGAACUUAUCUCUCUCAAUAUCACAUAUCCAGAGCUACAGUUUGAUGACGAUUUUUCGAAUACAUGUUUUGAAGUAAUUAAAAGAGAUUCAUUAAAUUCAUCCCAUCCUAUCUCCAAUCAAGCAAAAACUGCUGUUCAAAUAAAGGAAAUGUUUGAUGCCGUUUCCUACAACAAGGGAGCUUGUAUUUUGAAUAUGCUCAAGGAUUUUCUGAGCGAGGACACAUUCAGGAAAGGAAUUAUUCACUACUUAAAGAAGUUCAGCUAUAGAAAUGCAAAGAAUGAUGAUUUGUGGCACAGCCUGUCAAAUAAUUGUUUAGAAAGCGAUUCCGCAUCGGGUGGAUUUUGUUAUUCUGAUUCCAAGAAGACAAGCAACACGCUCGCGUUUCUGCGGAAAAAUGUAGAGCUCAAGGAGAUGAUGGCUACAUGGACUCUGCAGAAAGGCAUCCCCCUCGUGGUGGUUAAACGAGAAGGGCAUUCCCUCAAACUGCAGCAAGAGCGCUUCUUGUCCGGGGUUUCCAAAGAGGACCCCGAAUGGGGGACUCUGCAGGAAAGGUACCUUUGGCAUAUCCCAGUGACCUACUCCACGAGUUCCUCUCAUGCGAUUCACAGACACAUUCUGAAACUGAAGACAGAUACUCUGGAUUUAUCUGAGAAGACCGAUUGGGUGAAAUUCAACGUGGACUCCAAUGGCUACUACAUCGUUCAUUAUGAGGGACAAGGAUGGGAUGAGCUCAUUACGUUGUUGAAUCAGAACCACACGCUUCUCAGGCCGAAGGACAGACUAGGUCUCAUUCACGAUGCAUUUCAGCUAGUAAGUGCAGGAAGGCUGACCCUAGACAAAGCCCUUGACCUGACUCGCUACCUCCAACGUGAAACGAGCAUUCCUGCGCUUCUCAAAGGUCUGGAAUACCUAGAAUUGCUUUACCGCAUGGUGGAAAGAAGGAACAUUUCAGAUGUCACUGAAAAUCUCAAGCAUUACCUUCUCCAGUAUUUUAAGCCAGUGAUUGACACGCAAAGCUGGGUUGAUGAGGGCUCCGUCUGGGACAGAAUGCUUCGCUCCAGUGUCUUGAAGCUGGCCUGUUACCUGAACCAUGCUCCUUGCAUCCAGAAGGCAACUGAACUCUUCUCUCAGUGGAUGGAAUCCAGUGGAAAAUUAAAUAUCCCAACAGAUGUUUUAAAGGUCGUGUAUUCCGUGGGGGCUCAGACAACAGCAGGAUGGAAUUACCUUUUAGAGCAAUAUGAACUGUCAUUGUCAGGUGCUGAAAAAAACAAAAUCCUGUAUGCAUUGUCAACCAGCAAACAUCAGGAAAAGUUAAUGAAGUUAAUUGAACUAGGAAUGGAAGGAAAGGUUAUCAAGACACAGGACUUGGCAGCUCUUCUUUUUGCGAUUGCCAGAAAUCCAGAGGGGCAGCAACUAGCCUGGAACUUUGUAAAAGAAAAUUGGACCCAUCUCCUUAAAAAAUUUGAUUUGGGCUCAUUCCCCAUAAGAAUGAUUGUCUCUGGUACAACAUCUCAUUUUUCUUCCAAGGAUGAGUUGCAGGAGGUGGAACUGUUCUUUGAAUCUCUUAAGGCCCAAGGAUCACAUCUAGAUAUAUUUCAAAUUAUUCUGGAAACCAUAUCCAAAAAUAUUAAGUGGCUGGAGAAGAACCUUCCCACCCUGAGGAAAUGGCUACUGAUUACUACUUAAAUGGUCAAUAGAAACAGCACAUCAGAUGCUGUGUCUGUGGGAAGUGGGCAGAGCUCAAGUCAAUGUUUCAGAUAGUUUAACCUGUAAGACGGAGAAGGCAAUGGCACCCCACUCCAGUACUCUUGCCUGGAAAAUCCCAUGGACGGAGGAGCCUGGGUAGGCUGCGGUCCAUGGGCUUGCAAAGAGUCAGACACGACUGAGCGACUUCACUUUCACUUUUCACUUUCAUGCAUUGGAGAAGGAAAUGGCAACCCACUCCAGUCUUCUUGCCUGGAGAAUCCCAGGGAUGGGGGAGCCUGAUGGGCUGACGUCUAUGGGGUCACACAGAGUCAGACACGACUUAGCAGCAGUGAAGUCACUUAGCAGCAGCAGCAG